AUGGCUCUGCUAGUUGCCAGUGGAGUGCUAUCGCUUUUGUCCACUUCUGUGGUGGCAGACUCUCUCGCUGAGGUCGAACACGUUAUCUACUUCAUGCAAGAGAACAGAGCUUUCGAUCACUACUUUGGAACGCUCAAGGGAGUACGAGGCUAUUCAGAUCCUAAUGUCCUCAUCGGCCAAGACGGCAAAAGCGCCUUCUACCAAAAAGUCAACGGGACCUUGACCAAUGAGACCGACCAUUUGCUGCCCUGGUAUCUGAACUAUCUCGGUGGUGACUACCUCGAGUCCACUCAAUGUGGUGGGUCCAUCCUGCUCCAGCUGGAACAAACGGAUGGGGUGCCAACCACCGAGCUCUUAACGGCGGACAGAACGUACGAUCUCUGGGCCAUCGCGAAUACUGCUUUCUCCUGGUCUCACUACCGACGUGAGGACAUUCCGGUACACUUUGCCAUUGCCGAUGCGUGGACUAUUGGAGAUAUGUACCAGGAAGCCAUCGUCAGCUCCAGUGAACCCAACCGAUUCAUGUGGCAGACUGGAACUAUCAACCUGCCUGGAAGCAAGAUCAACAGUACCGCGGGUCCCUGCAUUGACGACAACUCGUCCCCUGGAUGCGUUCAGCUCUUCAGAGGUGGCCCUCAACCUCCUUGGGGACAAGGUACGACUCCUGUCGGUCAAUUCAAUGGUUCGAUCGGACCUGCCAGUGCCUUGAAUUACUCAUGCUAUCCCUAUGACUGGAAGACCGUUCCGGAAUACUUUUACGAAGAUGGUGUCAACAUUACUUGGAACCAAUACCACUCGUCUGACAACUAUGGGCACGAAAUCAUGGAGUAUUUUGUCCAGUUCCAAGACUUGAUCUAUCCUGGAAACGAGACCGAGCCCAUCAUCGUCGCAGCGCUGAACGAACAAGGUCACGGUGCGGAUACUGGCGGUGUCGAAGCCUUCUUGAGGGAUGCUCAAGCUGGGAACCUUCCCGAGAUCAGUUAUUUGAUUGCUCCCGGUGACCUUUGCGAGCACCCUCCUAACCUCCCUCGACAAGGAGGUUGGCUGCAGAAGGCGGUUAUAGAUGCUGUCCAAAAUUCCCCCAAGUACAACAAAACCAUCUUGAUCAUCAGUUACGAUGAGACUGGAGGUUUCGGAGACCAUGUUGUGCCUUUCCACUCCCCCGAAGGAACACCUGGUGAAUGGCUCAAUGACCCAUUCACUGGAGUUCCAGAAUUCGGAGGUCCGGGUUUCCGAGUCCCUUUCUUCGUCAUUUCGCCUUGGACCAGAGGUGGAGGUGUCUUCACUGAACCUGCCGACCACAUCAGUCAAUUGCUCUUCAUGGAAAAGUGGGCAGCAGCACGGGGCAAAGGCUUUCACAUCGAAGCCAUCUCCGAUUGGAGACGAGAGCACAUGUCGGAUUUGCUUGACAUCUUCGACUGGGAUCAUCCAAACUACACUGCGGUUGAAUUGCCUGACGCACCUUCUCCUCAACGAGACCCACUUUCCGGCUUACUUGACGCUGCUGCCUAUUGCCACGCAAAAUACGAUGAGCUCGCUUGGCCUCCUGUUCCAUAUGGCAACCAGACUGAGCAGGAUGCCUUGUGGGUCGAAGCUGGACAUAGGGAGAUCCGAGGAAAACUCACUGAAGGACGUCACUUGGUCCUCGAAUCCUCCGGUUACGCAUUGUCCGUCCUCUCCAAUGCAACCUGCACACUUGGAACCUCAUCCCCUCAAGUCCAGAAGGAAAGCGACGCUUCUCAGCGAUUCAUCGUCCACGCGAGGAAUGCAUCCCUGGCUGACGUUCCCAUAUUUACGAUAACGUCUGCUGGUGACUCCAAAUGGUUCCAAGCCGAUCUCAGCUUGUCCGACUCGAACGCCGAUGCUGCGUACUUCAAUGUGACCAACGGAGGUGGCGUCAAGGGCUAUACCUUCCAAGAGAUGUCGUCUGGACAGUAUUUGAACUUUGGGUGUGGUAAUGUUACCCUCGGCGCAAGUCCCGAAUGGAUCAAGCUCUAUUCAGUCACAUUCUAA
This is a messenger RNA of Kockovaella imperatae, 2013 nucleotides long. RefSeq names its product phosphoesterase family-domain-containing protein. The record is from RefSeq and is a predicted model, not a curated record. The transcript has 23 exons. Lineage: Eukaryota; Fungi; Basidiomycota; Tremellomycetes; Tremellales; Cuniculitremaceae. The coding region runs from base 1 to 2013 and encodes 670 amino acids. Gene Ontology annotation, molecular function: hydrolase activity, acting on ester bonds.